AUGACGCAGCAGAGAAAGAAGCUUCUGAUCGACACAGAUCCUGGCGUUGACGAUGCAAUGGCAAUCUUGGCAGCCUUCAACUCGCCAGAGGUUGAAGUGAUCGGGCUCACAACGGUGUUUGGUAAUGUGUAUACCCAGACAGCUACCCGUAAUGCUUUCAAGCUGCUGGAGUUGGCUGAAAUGACACAGGUGCCUGUGGCCGAGGGCGCUCAUGUAACACUGAAUGGUACACCAAAGACAUGGGUGGCAGACUUUGUGCAUGGCACUGAUGGUUUUGGAAACAUCAACAUUGACAUCGCAGAGGGAACAAAAUGGAGCGGCUGUGCUGCUGAAUUCAUUGUUCAGACAGUCAGAGAGAACCCUGGGGAAGUCAGUAUCCUAGCUUUGGGGCCACUGACCAACAUUGCUAUUGCAAUGCAGCUUGACAGCAGCGUAGCAAGAAAUGCGGCAGAAAUAGUAGUCUUAGGGGGAGCAUUUUUCGUGAAUGGCAAUGUUAACCCUGCAGCUGAAGCCAACAUGUAUGGAGAUCCUGAAGCAGCCGACUUCGUGCUUGGGCAAGGUGGCAACAUCAAGAUAGUCGGGCUUGAUGUGACCCACAGUUGUCAAUUCACUGGCACUGAGUUGAGAGGGUUGCAAGACAGGGGGCGCUUUGGAACAUUUUUGUCAGAGAUCACGGCGUUUUACCUCAAGUAUCAUAAGGAUUCUUAUGACAUGGAUUCUGUGUAUGUACAUGACCCAUCAGCUCUGGCUGCUGUCCUGCAACCCGCGCUUUUCACAUGGAGAUUUGGUCAAGUCAGGGUGCUGACAGAGAGCGUGGCAACUGGGAUGACUGUGAUGGAUGUUGGGUUGAAGCGCUGGAACAAUCCCCAUGGCUGGACGGACAGAGCCAAUGUACAGGUGGCAGUUGCAGUAAAUGCUGCAAAAACGACCACAAUGCUUCUGGAGCGCAUGGCAGCCUGA
Molecule: messenger RNA, 960 nt
Organism: Coccomyxa subellipsoidea C-169
Lineage: Eukaryota; Viridiplantae; Chlorophyta; Trebouxiophyceae; Coccomyxaceae
Exons: 8
Coding region: 1-960 (319 amino acids)
Biological process (GO): purine nucleoside catabolic process
Cellular component (GO): cytosol
Molecular function (GO): purine nucleosidase activity
Source: RefSeq, a predicted model, not a curated record